AUGGAGGGCGAGGAGCGAGGGGACCCGCUGCCCCAGGACCCCUCGGGCUGGCGCUCCCGGGCCUCGCUGCCGGCCUCGCUGGCCUCCUUGGCCGACGCCCGGCCGGAGAGGUCGGUGAGCCUGGAUACCCCGUGGUGGCUGCAGCCCUCGCGGUCCCCUCAGCCCAAGACCCGCUACCAGCUGCUGAGUGGUGGCAGCAACGGCAGCGCAGUCAGCGCGGCGCCGCGCCACCCGAGCAUGGAACUGAUGUGGCGUCAGUCGCCCUCCGACAUGUCGCCUGACUCAAAAGCGCGGGAAACACCGACGGGAUCUCGACAAAGGUCGCCUGGAUCCAGAGUGGAGGACCUGCUGGACCACUUGCAAGGCGAAGUGGAGGUCAUUGACAACAAGCCCUCCGCGCUCCCGCUGAGUCAGCCCAAAAAGGCAGAGACGCAAGAUCUGUUGAGGAGCGAAGUGCUUCUGUGGACGACGCCCGAUGCUUCUGGUAUGUCGCCAACUAGUAAGCUCACAUUCUGGGGGCGAAGUGACAGCAUCUCUGAUGAGCGCAUGCCAGCAUUGCCUGUUGAAUGCUCGCCGGAAAGCGCUGCUCCAGUUGAGGCAAUCGAGCUGGAGCGUGACCUGUAUGCCUUCUCACUGGCACCUCAGAUUGGGUGUUUGGCCGCGUUCUGCUCGCCCGUGAUCUCCGCCACAGCCCAGCUGGCAGUGCUGUACUUCUUGGCCUACCAGAACGAGAACAUGUUCGAGGAGGGCAAGUGGAAACAACCCAUUUCGCCGUACUGGAGCCUGAAUGUGAUGAAGGUCAUUUCCAUCGCCGUGUCACUUUUCAAGGUUUCCACGGAGUUGCAGAACGCGCAGCAGCUAUGUCGCUCGCUGCUGGUUGGAAGAUUCAUGGACACCUGGCGCUUGGUCGCGGGGUGGUGGUCCUUAUCACUGCAGUAUUCUACGGGCCUUUGCGUUCUGUUCGUGUCCCUCUCCAUCGUGCUGGGCGCCACGUCCUGUGUGGGUUGCUUUCUGAAGAUCUUCAGCGUGUUCAUCAUCGUGGACAUGGACAAUCUGGCCGUAAGGUUCUUGGAUGGCAUGAUGUUCCUGGACUUCCAUGUGGUGGUUGAUCCCGAGCGGCUGCAGAGAUACCGCAGGAAGCGCGGAACUAUCAGAGGCCUUUCCAUUCGCCUGAUCUUCAUGAUCAUGCCAAUCACAUUGAUCGUGGCCUCUUGGAUCGUGUCCAUGUACUUCAACACUACGCCGCUCACUUUGCUGGCGUUUGGGAAGGUGGACAACCUGCACGCGCCGAAGAUGAUCAACAUCGGCGGGUGCUGCCCUCCAAACAUGAAGCUUGAGCACCUGAAGGGCGAGGGCCUGGCAGCGAACGUCUCCGUGCUGCUGCUGGCAGCGCUGGACACUGGCGAUAGGCCUGUUCCUCCGCGACUCCACUGGAUUGCACUCGAUUCGCAGGCUGAGCCGAUUGUUCCUUCCUCAUUGCAGGUACUGCGAGGCAACGAUGGCAACAACAACGCCGCGUUCAGAGCUGGCAGCGCGCAGACCGUCAGGAGCCAGGCGUACCAUUGGAUGGAGGCGCAUGUCAAGUCGCAGACCAGCACCUAUUACAAAGACUUGUUGAAGCAGGAGAAGCUGUACAAAACCACCGAGCCCUUUGAGGGCAGCUUUCUAAUCUCCGGGAUUCAGGCCGAGUUCCCCACCACUUACACGGUCUUUGUCACAGCGGAGAACCCGCACAGUCGAGCUUUGGCUGGCACCCCUGCGAAGGCAAGUUUGUUGAUCCCGGCUUGCUCUCCCUUCUGCGAGUCCUGUGAGCUCUCGGGAUCUCACCUUUGCGACCCGGGGAAGUGCAUCAAAGGCACGCACUACCAUCAGGGGCGCUGCUGGCCGUGUGUGGACCAUUGCGAGAGCUGCGAAUUUGGGGCCGCACCUUUGGACUUCGGGGUGGUGAACCUCACGGAUUCGGAGUCCAUCCCCUGUGACUAUGGUGGCUGCAAAGACGGCUUUGGACUACACGCUGGGAGGUGCUUACCUUGCAAGGUCGAAGACUGCAGAGACUGCUAUGAGGACUUGGCGGUUUGCGGGCUGUGCAAGCCUGGCUUGGGGUUGGACAACAACGGCACAUGUCAGCAGUGUGGCGGCCCACAUUGCAGGUGUUUUGAGAAGGGUGGCUGCGAAGAGUGUGAGAAUGGAUGGGGCCCUGCCGAAAACGCCACCUGCGUCGAAUGCGCGGAUGGCUGCAGUACGUGUCCCGUCUUCCACACGAAGUGCAAGGAGUGCGAACUGGGCUUUGUUCUAGAGAGGGAACAAUGUCAGCGCUGCGUUCCUCACUGCCGAAACUGCACGGUUAGUGGGCUGGACAGCUGCGAUGAGUGCUUCCCUGGCUUCGGGUUGAACAUGCUCACCAUGAAGUGCAACCCCUGUGAGGUGGAGCACUGCCUUCAGUGCAACGGGGAUCAGCGGCGCUGCUCUGUGUGUGAGAGCGGCUUUGGAGUCACGCCGGAAGGUCUUUGCCAAGACUGUGGGGAGUUCUGCAAGGAGUGCGACGCCAUCCAUGACUGCAAGGUCUGCCAGGAAGGCUUCGUGUCGCUGGAUGGGCUGUGUCUCGGAUGCGCCGAUCGCUGCGGCAACUGUGACAAAGCCGGGCCUGCGAAGUGCGACCGCUGCUUCCAAGGCUUCCAUGUGACCCAGGAGGGCAUCUGCGAGCUCGGGGCCACACAAGUGGCCCACGUGGCGCACGCGCACGUGUGA
This is a messenger RNA of Effrenium voratum, 2748 nucleotides long. Lineage: Eukaryota; Dinophyceae; Suessiales; Symbiodiniaceae. The record is from the annotation of a GenBank genome assembly.